AUGGUUACAGGUGUUGUUAGAUUAUUAUGUAUAACAGCUCUUCCAAUAACACCGGUAUUAGCAUUCGUGAAACGUUGGCUAUUUGGUUCAUUGUUAUGUAAAUUGGUACCGUUAUGUCAAGGAAUUUCUGUAUUAAUUUCAAGUUAUUGUUUAUGCUUCAUUGCUGUUGAUCGAUAUCGUAGUAUUGUUAUGCCAACUCGAGAGCCAUGGACAACAUAUCAUGCAUAUUCAUUAAUGGCCAUAUCUUGGCUUACUUCAGCUACCGUUUCAUCACCACUUUUUGUCACCCAACGAUUGCAACCAUUAGCACUUGAAAACACAACACUUUGUGGUUAUUUUUGCGGUGAAUAUAAUUGGCCAGCUGAUAAUCGUGUUAAACUAUUUUAUGGUUCUAUGCUACUUGUUUGUCAAUACCUCAUUCCGGUAACAAUCAUGACAUUUUGCUAUUGGAAGAUUUUACAAAAGGUUCGGGCUGAUUGGAUCGUGGCCCAGCAUUCGAUGUUAACUGCAGCCCAGCAAGCUCAAACAGCUGUUCGAAAACGACGGGUAAUGUAUGUGCUGAUAUUGAUGGUAGUUGUAUUCAUGGCAUCUUGGCUUCCAUUAACCAUUGUAAAUAUUUUCCGUGAUUUUGGAAUAGAAGCAUUUUUGGAUAUACAGAUGUAUUUCAAAUUGCUCAAUGUUCAUGCAAUAGCAAUGACUUCCAUUGUUUGGAAUCCAUUAUUGUACUUUUGGAUGAGUAAGCGGCAUCGAAAAGCAUUUAAGGAGGAUAUGAUUGGAACGGGUAAUAAUUAUCGUCGAAACAACGAACUGAGAUUAACGAAACGUUUUUUUGUGCCGAGAACUACACAACCUGGCAAUCUGCUAUAUAAUGAAAAUAAUAACCAUUAUAG
Acanthocheilonema viteae is the source of this 890-nucleotide messenger RNA. Lineage: Eukaryota; Metazoa; Nematoda; Chromadorea; Rhabditida; Onchocercidae. The record is from the annotation of a GenBank genome assembly.